AUGUAUAGGUGCGUGGCGAUCCGUAACCGAGCAAGAAGUUGUGCUGACCGCGUCGUGGACAUGUACAAGGAGUACCCUCGUGAGCUUUUCGGCUUUGAGAAUGUCAAGCUGCAGCCUGGCGUGCUUACAUUCCGCACUAUCCUACGUAGCCGGACAUCAUCGUCCAAGCGGAAGGCAUUUUUCAAGGAGGUCAGCUCCUUAGCAGUGGUGGACUUUGCCGACAGCCUGUGCAGCAUACUGACCCGUCUUAAACCUGCUCCUAGCGUGCGCGCCGCGGCCCACACAGGACAGCGAGACAAGCCUUUAAAGCCUUUCAAGCGGUGGUACUAG
Volvox carteri f. nagariensis is the source of this 330-nucleotide messenger RNA. RefSeq lists its product as uncharacterized. The transcript has a single exon. The record is from RefSeq and is a predicted model, not a curated record. NCBI's taxonomy places the organism in Eukaryota, Viridiplantae, Chlorophyta, Chlorophyceae, Chlamydomonadales, Volvocaceae. The coding region runs from base 1 to 330 and encodes 109 amino acids.